Molecule: messenger RNA, 18699 nt
Organism: Dreissena polymorpha
Lineage: Eukaryota; Metazoa; Mollusca; Bivalvia; Myida; Dreissenidae
Product: protocadherin Fat 1-like
Exons: 38
Coding region: 249-13742 (4497 amino acids)
Biological process (GO): homophilic cell-cell adhesion
Cellular component (GO): plasma membrane; cell-cell junction; catenin complex
Molecular function (GO): cadherin binding; calcium ion binding
Source: RefSeq, a predicted model, not a curated record
UUUAUGAUGUUUACUUGGGUACUACUUUGAGUCGUACAUGGGAGUUAUUCGGCCGCGGUGUACACAUCGGAUAUUGGAGACUUUCAUUCAUGAUUGAGUGUGCAGUGAACAUGGAAGGUUUAUACUGUUUUUAGUUCGCGGAAAGUUUAAACAAUGAGGAAUACUUAUGGAUAUGUUUUAUUGCACGGUAAGGACUUUUUAUAUAAUGUUAAUUUAUAUUUUGUGACAAGCUAUGCACAUGUUGAGGCAUGAAGUGGGGCACAAUGUCUGUGCAGUCAAGGUCAAGUGUUACCAAGUGUCUUUUCUGGGUCACUGCAUUGUGCCUAGCAACAGUCACCUUGACAACAGAGGGAGCGGGACUUUAUGACCUGCGUUUCACACAGAAUGUUUUCAAUGUCUCGGUGCCGGAAAAUUCCCAUGGGAAAACUUUUGCGAGUCCCGCAUCAAAAAUGGGGAUAUAUAUACCAGAGAACUUACCAGUGACCAUAACAUACCAGCUGCUGGAUACAACAGAUGAUCUCUUUAAAGUUGAAGACCGGUUAGUUGGGGAUUUCUCUUUCCUCCUUAUACGUACACAUUCCGGAAGCUAUGGUAGACUUAAUCGUGAAUUCAAGUCAGAAUAUCACUUUAAAGUGAAAGCAGUGGCAGAAAGUAAUGGAGUAACAUUUGAAACAACUGCAAAUGUGAUAGUUUAUAUAUCUGAUUUAAACGAUCUUCAGCCAUUAUUUGAUCAGACUAGCUAUGAAGUAACUGUGCCUGAAGACACCCAUCUUCAUCAAAGCAUUGCCCAGGUGUCGGCAUAUGACGGAGAUCAAGGGAUCAAUCGAGAAAUUUACUACAGCUUUGUAGAUAAAACAAACGUGUUUGCCAUUCACCCAACCAGUGGGGUCGUCACUUUAACAAGGCCACUUAACUAUUUCCUUAAAAAGGAAUAUACUUUACAAAUCUUAGCACAGGAUCGUGGUCCAAUAUCAACACAGAGUACUCGCAAAAGGCCUGCAACUCUGUUGGUGCAAGUGAGGCUGGUAAAUUAUUUUCCUCCAGACAUAAACGUUAAAAAACUACCAACUGUGAUAGAGCCCAGUCAAGGUGAGGUAGUGCUUGCUAUCGUCAAGGUGCAAGAUCGUGAUAUCGGUGAAAAUGGGAAGGUUAAAACAGUACAAUUGUUACAGAGCCCCGCCAAAGAGCUUAUCAGUCUACAGAAAGGGGGCCAGGAAGGCGAAUAUAGGGUCGUUUUGAAGUCAUCUAUGCAGGUUGAGACACCGAAUCCGGGUUUCAACCUGACAGUUCAAGCUAUCGAUAAUGGUGCUCCUGCUUUGGACAGAAAUGAAACAUUUUAUAUCAGUGUUUAUGAUUCAAAUGUCAUACCAAAGUUUACAGUGUCAGCUAUAAGUGUUCAGGUGGAAGAAAUAGCACCGAUUAACACGCCAAUCACGUAUGUACAAGCAGAGUCAAACCGGAAAUUUGACAUCAGGUAUGAAAUUGUUGGUGGGAAUACGUUUAAUUUAUUUAAAGUCAAUCACAUAUCAGGCCUAGUGUCUACCUCAGCGAUCUUGGAUGCUGAAAAACUGAGAAAUGUGCAGUUGAAAAUUGUGGUCUAUAACGCUGUGCAAAGGAAUCUAAGAUCCAGUGAUACAUGUAUUGUGAAUAUAGCAAUUGUUGACAACAAUGAUAAUGCCCCACAAUUUCAUAUCACAGACAAUGUUUCAGAAAUUUAUAUCCAGGAAAAUUUACCGAUUGGAUCAAGUAUUAUCAAAAUUGGUGUCACAGACCUUGAUCAAAAUGAAAAUGGUAAAAUAAGCUUUUCAAUAAUCAAUGCCAAAAAUGUUCCAUUUGAAAUAGAGCCCUUUACAGGCAUUAUUCGGACAUCCAGCAUUUUGGAUUAUGAAACAAUGCGUCACUCUUACAAGUUGAAUAUUCGAAUAUCAGAUUGGGGGCUACCUUUUUCGCGCGAAAAUGAAAUGAUUUUUACUGUAAAUCUCCAGGACACAAAUGACAACAAGCCUCAGUUUGAGACAGGUAAUUGCACGGGUGUUAUUCAUAGAAAGGCUCCAGUGGGGACAGAAGUGCAGGUAGUUCCUGCAAUCGACUUUGAUGUCAAUGACAUUCUGCAGUACCAUAUUGAAGCUGGAAACGAGAACGCUUGUUUUGCCAUCGACAGCGGGACUGCGCGGCUGACGCUAAAUUGCCCACUGGUAGUUAUCAAAGAGACCAGUCAGCGUUUGCGAAUUGUAGCCAAAGAUGGGCGCCAUGACUCUGAUCCUGUUGAUAUUCAGAUUAAUAUCACAAAUGAUCCUGCUGAUCAAAGACUUUCUGGAAAACCUUUGAACAUUGUCUGCCAGCGUACAGACAUUUAUCAACGACUUCAGAAUCUUGUUGCACUUUCCCACUCAAAUAAUGAACCUACAGAUUAUGGUAUUGCAAAAACAACGCUUCCAGAUGCAGUGAACACUGCACCAAAAUUUAACAACUCUGUGCCAAAGAAUCUCCAUCUCUCUGAAGGGGUACCUGUGGGUUCAAUCGUUGCCCAUUUUCAAGCUGUUGAUCAGGACACUGGAUAUAAUGGCAAACUGGUUUAUGUCAUAGGCAGUGGUGAUGUUGAAGGAUAUUUUAAGAUUGAUAUGUUUGCAGGGACAUUAAUGGUCAUUGCCCCAUUGGACAGAGAGUUAAGGGAUGAAUAUCGUCUGCUUCUGGAAGUGUCUGACCUGGGCUCACCACAGUUGCUUAGCAACAUAUCAGUUGACAUAAAGGUGCUAGAUGAAAAUGACAAUGCCCCAAAAUUCAAUCAAGACUUGUAUACAGUUAUAAUUUCUGAAAACAUUAAUGUGAACUCUACAGUAGCUCAAGUCUCAGCCACCGAUAAAGAUCUUGGUAAAAAUGCUGAAAUUGUGUACACGAUAGUCUCUAAUACAGAUCAUUUCUCAAUCAAUCCGUCAAGUGGAAUUAUUAAAGUUAACAAGCCUCUUGAUCGUGAAAAGUAUCCAGUUUACCAAGUGCUUGUUCGAGCCUCUGACAAAGGGGAGAAGCUGGUGAGUCUCAGCUCCACGGCAAUGGUGCUUGUUGAACUGACAGAUGUCAAUGAUGAAGUGCCUGAGUUUACACCAAACUCGUAUAGUGUCAGAAUACGAGAGGACCACCCUGUAGGAUCAGUUGUAACCGUGGUUACAGCAGCUGAUACGGACGAGGGAAAAUUUGGCGAAGUGUCAUACCAUCUUGUGUAUGGGGAAGAUUUCUUUGAGAUCGAUUCGAAAACUGGAGUUAUUAGAAUUAUCAAAGGCUUGGAUUACGAAAGUCACCAAGUGCAUAAUAUCAGUGUAAGGGCGCAAGAUGGUGGUAUACCCCCCCUAGUGUCUGUGUGUUUUAUCAACAUCGAAGUCUCGGAUAUUAACGAGAAUUUCCUAGCUCCUGUGUUUGAAUCAUUUUUCGCUAUUGGAUAUGUAAGUGAGAACGAACCAAUCGGAGUUACUGUGAUGUUUGUAAAAGCGUAUGACCCCGAUGGUGAUGGUGUUACAUAUUCUAUCAGAGACGGAACGGGGCUAGGAAGAUUCACUAUUGAUUCAAAUGGCACGAUUUGCACGAGUCAAGUUCUGGACCGUGAGACAGCUACACACUACUGGCUGACUGUGUAUGCCCAGGACCACGGACUGGUCCCGCUACACUCAAGAAUCGAGGUCUACAUCGAGGUCACUGAUGUCAACGACCAUAUACCGCUGACUUUUGAACCAGUCUACUACGGGACGGUGUUCGAGAACGCAAACAACGGUUUUGUGACCCAGAUACAGGCGUUCGAUCUUGAUAGGAAUCUGAAUCAGAGCCUGAAGUACGCGAUCACACGAUUCGACCCUCUGGAGUUCUUCCAAAUUGAUCCAGAUACUGGUGUGAUCCGCGCCAGUGGCAAGCCUUUUGACAGGGAAACCAGGGCGGUUCAUCAGUUGGAGGUGACGAUUACCGACCAAGGAGAGCCACCUCUAAAGUACGAGACUCGAGUCUUCAUCACGGUCCAGGACGACAAUGACAACAAGCCAACCUUCAACCAGCCUCUCUACCGUCUGCAGGUGCCUGAAACCCUUCACCAUGGCAACAACAUCGUUGUCUUCCAGAUCCUAGCCUGGGAUGACGACGAGGGACUAAAUGGCGAAAUCAAGUUUGAUAUCCGAAGAGCGAAGGACGAUUCUGACUUCUUCACCAUUGAUCCAGAGUCGGGGGUCGUCUUCGCCACUGAUGAUCUUACAUUCGGGGAUGUACAUCACUUCGUUGUACGAGCCUCAGACAAGAGUCCCAGUGAGCCCAAACGCUCCACUGUGAAGGUGCGUAUCGAGGUAGUGGAGCGACUGAAGAAGUCUCCAAACCCACCCAAGUUUUCAGUGCCAUAUCUCAUGAAGCGGGUGAUGGAGAACGACCGGGUCGGCCAUCUUAUUGACCUGAUACAGGCCCAGGAUUUGGACCGGGAUGAACUCUUCUACUCCAUUGUUGAUGGAGACCCUGACCAUCAGUUCUACAUCGGCAAGACUGAAGGAAUUCUCAUGGUGGCUCGGCCCCUGGACUGGGAGAGGAAGAAAGCAUACAACCUUACCCUGCAGGUCACAGAUGGAGUGCACAACGACAACUGUACGGUACACAUUGAGGUUUUAGAUGUGAACGACAACACGCCCCAGUUCUCUGCACUGCACUACGAGGGCAGCUUUCCAGAGAGCACUGAGGUCGGCGCAACCUUGCUCAAGGUCGUUGCCACGGACGCAGACAACAACAGGCUAAUCUACUCCCUGCCUGAGUGCUGCAACUCCAAAACCAGUCUGCAGCUGUUUGCUGUUGGGGCUGAAACUGGUGCAGUAGUUGUUCGUAACCCACUCGACCGAGAGGUGGAAAUGCAGCACAAUCUCACAGUGAUGGUCAAUGAUCAAGGCAUGAACCCGAACCAGAACUUCACGCGUGUCACCAUCAAUGUGGUCGACCACAACGACCAUGCACCACAGUUCCCCACAGCGCUCUUCAGAGGUCGCGUGUUUGAGACAGCGGCCGUUGGUACCUCGGUUAUACAGGUUUUGGCCAUCGACCAAGACAAGGGACGCAACGCUGAAGUCGCGUAUUCAAUUGUCUCUGGUAAUGCUGGUGGAACUUUUGACAUUGACCCACUUUUAGGGACAGUCACCGUUGCAAAGGAGCUUGAAAAUAUCGAGAAGUCAGAGUUCACCUUGGUUGUAAUGGCAACUGACCAGGGUGAAACACCACUAAGUACUACGGCAACAGUUUCUAUCGUGGUCACCAUGUCUGAUAAUGCCCCACCGAGGUUUGAUAAACAAGAAUACAUGACAGAGUUGUUGGAGAAUCAGCCAGUGUUCACAAACGUUUUCACGAUGAUGGCAGAUUGUCGAUCAAGUGUCAUCUACACAAUUAUAGCGGGAAAUGAAAAAGACGUGUUUGCGAUAAAUCCUAAUUCAGGUGUCAUAUUUACAAAGAAAAUGGUUGAUUAUGAAAUGGAUCAUGGAUUUAAUUUGACAAUCAGAGGCACAAGUGUAAUCCAUUCCUAUGCCGUAGCUUACCUCUUUGUACAUGUAAUUGAUGCAAAUGACAAUGCCCCAGAAUUUGUACAUAUGGAAUAUGUUGGUAAUAUUACAGAGGGUGCUAAAGUUGGCAGCAUAGUUCUUGAUGGAAAGGCUGAACCAUUGGUUGUAAAAGCGACAGACAAAGAUUCAAGCCUUAACGCUAUUUUAAUGUAUGAAAUCAGAGACGACUUUGCCAAAAAGUUUAUCAUUAUUGAUCCUAACACUGGUGCCUUAAGGACAGCUGUAGAGAUUGAUCAUGAAGUAAUCAGUAAAAUAGAAAUGACAGUGGAAGUAUGGGACAUGGGUAAACCCCAGCUACGAUCACGCUCCCCUGCCAAGGUCACUGUUUAUAUAAAUGAUGUCAAUGAUACACCCCCACAGUUCAGUGCUCAGUCCUACAAAGCAGAGGUUCUGUUACCAACGUACAAAGAUGUUAUCGUCUCACAGACUGUAGCAACAGAUGCAGACACAGGGAUCAAUUCGAAGUUGCAGUACUCCAUUGUGAAGGGAAACUCUGAGAAACGCUUCAGAAUCAGUAAAUUCUCUGGAGCAGUGUACAUCGAUAAUGAGGUUGACAUUGGCGAUGCCUACACUUUAACCAUUGAAGUUUAUGACGGGGUAUUUCGAUCACAAGCAUUAUUGAACAUCAGUAUAUCAAAACCUGUCCAGCACCCAUUCCACUUUACACAAGAAGUCUACGUAGCCAGUGUUCAUGAGAACAGCCCCAUGGAGAAAACCUUGACAGUGUUGCAGGUUGCAGAUAGAGCUCUGAACCAACAGUACACUUUCAGUCUGCUCAACGGUCAGGGGAAGUUUGAGAUGGGCAGGACUUCUGGAGUGCUUACAACUACUGGUGUCUUGUUUGAUAGAGAGGAAAUCAAUAUUUAUAAUCUGGUUGUUGAGGUGAGACGGGAAAGUACAAGCGGUAUGGAGCGUGCUCACGUGGUUAUCAUGGUAACAGUGGAAGAUGAGAACGACAACAACCCAAUGUUCACCAACCAGCCGUACCACGCUGUGUUGGUACAUACCUCCCCCUUGGGGCAUGUCAUCAAACAGGUUAUGGCCAUUGAUCACGAUGCCAACAAGUUUGGGCGUGUCACGUACAGCUGGAAAGGUCAAGGUGACAUUGACAGCCGGUUCGCUAUCGAUCCUGACUCAGGGAAGAUAACUCUGUUCAAGCCUUUGAGGGACACUGAUGUUGGGCAGAGAAUAACACUGGCUAUCACAGCACGAGAUGGAGGUUUGCCAGCCAGAACUGCUGAGACAUCUGUGCAGGUGUCCAUUAUCAGUGACAUCUAUCCCGUGUUUGAGCAAACAGUCUACCGUGCCUUCAUUCCCGAGUACUUCCCAAUCGGAUCCUCUGUAGUGAGUCUUUCUGCCAACAGUCCGAGUGGUCAGAAGCUUAUUUACACAAUCAGUGAUGGUGAUACUUACGGAGAUUUCAACGUCGAUUACAAUAUCGCUAUGGAUGUCCAAAGCCCCUGUGUGGUCAAGAUUCAAGGGGAGGUAACCAUGUCAACAUCCAGCUACAAUCUGACUGUCCAGGCCAUAGAGGUCAUGUCUGGACUGACCGCUACAGCCAUGCUUAUGGUCACUGUUCAGGAUGUAAACAACAUUUCCCCGAGUUUUUCGGAGCAUCUUUACAAAGUCAGCAUAUCUGAAUCUGCCAGAAUUGGUGCCAUGGUGACCAAAGUGACGGCCUUCGACCCUGAACCGAAAAGCAACGGCCUUAUCCACUACACAUUACUCCCUCUUGGUUCAAGUAACGCACUGGACUAUUUCUCAAUCAACCCAGAAACUGGGACUAUAUUUACCAAGCGGUUCUUGGACCAAGAACAACAGUCGGAAUAUCAGCUUUUGGUUGAGGCGGCUGAUAGUGGCGUUCCAGCAUUGUCAGGGACGACUACGGUUGUUGUGAAGAUUGAUGACCUCAAUGACAACCCACCAGUGUUUGACCAGCCAUUCUACCACUGCACGAUCACUGACCAGGUUACCAGAGGUCAGCUGGUCACCAAGGUUUCUGCCACUGAUCCCGACUCCUGUAGCAUAGGGGCACUACGUUAUGCUAUAAUAGCAGGAAAUGAUGAUCAGACAUUUGAAAUGGAUGAAGUAAAAGGGAUCAUACUUCUUUCUCUGCACAGGGUUCCAAAACUUCACCUCGCAUACAAUCUGAAUAUUUCUGUUUCCGAUGGUGUGUUCUCGAAUUUUGCCCGCGUGAAUAUCAAGGUACAGAAUAGCAACAAGCAUGCCCCAAGGUUUGACCACCAGAUGUAUGUAGCAGAGUUUCCUGAGAACUACGGGGAGGGGAUGUUAGUCACUCAGGUCAAGGCCACAGAUGAAGAUGAUGGGACAUAUGGGAUGAUAACUUACUCCAUACCCAGCGAGGAAAUGCAGCAGUACUUCCGUAUGGACGCCGAUACUGGUGAGAUGUACUCAAUGCAAGUGCUGGAUCGUGAACAAAGGUCGGUGUACUCUGUCCCAGUAGCCGUCACAGACAAUGGUGGCCGUAUGACCUUCACGACCGUGCACAUCUCUGUGUCCGACCAGAAUGACAAUGUGCCGCAGUUCCUUGCCCAGGAAUACAAGGUCACGGCUCUGGAUGGGCUGCCUCUGAACUACACUGUCCUGCAGAUUCUUGCCGAGGAUCCUGAUAUAGGCCAGAACGGAGCCAUUGAGUACAGCUUCUCACCAGGUACUACCGAGCGUGUGGCUCAAACAUUCCGUCUCGAUCCAAACUCAGGCACGAUUACUCUCGCAGCCAGUCUCAAGGACUCUGUAAAUGAGUAUUUCCAGUUCUUCGUUCAAGCAAGUGACAAGGGGCUGACCCCUAUGAAAAAUGAUGUCCCAGUCAACAUUUGGGUCACGGACAACGACAGCGCGCAACCCAUAUUUUCCCAGCCUUCCUACUCGUUCUUCAUGCUGGAAAACGAACCAGUCUCUUCAUUUGUUGCCACAGUUAAAGCCCUGAGCUCCUCACCAUUAGAGUACAUUAUUGUCCCGGGAUACACAAAGGGCAGUAACUCCCCAGUAAGAUUCAGCAUCGACAGUCAGGGAAGAAUUCACGUGAUGUCUGCUGUGGACAUGGAGACCAUAAGUGUGUACACUCUGACCGUGCAGGCUCAGACACUCAGCAACCCCCCUCUGGUGACACAAGCCAUUGUCUACAUUCGCUUGAUGGACAUUAACGACAACUACCCAUACUUCGAGUCGUUUCCCUACAUGGUCACUGUACCAGAAAACGCAGAAGCUGGAACAGAACUGAUGCAGGUUGUGGCACGUGAUUUAGACAGGUCUUCAAAAUUUGUCUACUCAUUCGGAAACGAUGUACGAAAAUAUUCGCAGAAAUUCAGCAUAGAUUCGAGCACAGGGAUGAUAAGUCUGUUAUCUCCCUUGGACCGUGAAGCACAGGACCUGUACAACCUGACCGUGUUGGUGAAGGAUAAUGAAGGUCCCCGCGCCCUUCAGAACUUCACGGUCAUACAGGUCAAGGUCAUGGAUCAUAACGACAACCCUCCUGAGUUCACGCGCACCCUCUACCAGGCUGCAGUUAAUGAGGACGCAUUUGAAGGGACCAUUCUUAUGACCUUGACAACGGUUGACAAGGAUUUGACCUCUGACCCUCAGUAUUACAUCACAGAGGGUGACCCAGAAGGGAAAUUUAAGAUUCGUAAAAAUGGAGAUGUUUACGUGAAUCGUGUACUUGACAGAGAGAAGGUGCCGAGGUACAAGCUGACUAUUGCCGUCACUGAUGGCGCCUUUGUUACCACGGCAACACUAACUAUUGACAUUCUUGACGCUAAUGACAAUGCGCCAGUUUGCAGCAAGCCCGUGUACACAGCAGUCGUUAGUGAAGAUGUGACCCCAAGCUGGGUCAUUGCACGCCUCAAGGCCACGGACGCAGACGAAUACGGUUCCUUGCGAUACGAACUUACAGGAGAUGGCACCAAGGAUUUCUACAUCGAGUCUAACUCUGGUAUCCUGACAGCAGCCGUGUCUCUGGACAGAGAGCGUGUGGACCGCUAUUACAUGGAGGUGAGGGCAGUGGACAUUGGGGGCAAGUUCUGUGUCAUGGAGGUACACCUCACGAUACGCGAUGUCAAUGACAACAGCCCAGUGUUUGAGACGCUAGAACAGCCAGUCAGUAUCAGCGAGGGAGCACCAGUCAACACCCUCGUGUAUCGGGUGUCAGCUUCGGAUGCUGAUCUAGGUAAUGACCGCCAGAUAGUGUAUUCCUUGAUAUCCAACCCGGGCGAGACUUUCAAGAUGGACUCCAAAAGUGGACUGAUCCAGUUGUCCAAGCUUCUCGACCGAGAGAAAAUGCCCGCAUACACCUUAAGGGUCAGGGCCACUGACAAGGGCACCCCUCAACUUACCAGUGAAAUGGACAUAGAUAUCACAGUGACCGACAUCAACGAUAAUCCACCUGAGUUUGAGCAGACCACAUACUGGUCAUCUGUGCCUGAGGACGCGGUCAUCGGUCAGUACGUGACCACUGUACGAGCCACAAGUAGAGACAUCGGUCUCAAUGCCAAGAUUGCCUACUUUAUACAGGCAGGGAACGACAAGGAUAAGUUCACGGUGGAGCCGGACACAGGUGUGAUCCGUACUGCUGGAUACCUGGACCAUGAGUCGGUUCCAGGCUACGUGCUCACAAUUAGGGCCCAGGACCAUGGCGACGUUCCACUCAGCAACACAGCCUACGUGCAGAUCAAUGUGACCGAUGUUAAUGACAAUGCCCCAGUGUUCAUGCAGAAACACUACACAGGGCAGGUUCGGGAGGAUGCAGCUAUCGGGACACGCGUUCUGCAGCUAUCCACAGCUGACCUUGACAGUGACCCAGCUAACAAGGUUGUCAACUACAGCAUCAUGGCUGGGGACAGCCUGCACGUGUUUGAUGUGCAUCGGACCGAGGGAUACCUCAUUGUGAGGAGCCGUCUUGAUAGGGAAGAUAUUGACGUGUACACGCUGCAAGUUCGUGCCACCAACUACCACAUGAGCACGGACACACUGGUCACCAUGGUGAUUCUAGAUGCCAACGACUGUGCACCCACUUUCUCCCAGGAGAACUAUACAUUGCUUGUGCAGAUGAACGAUGUCCCUGAGGACAGGAAGCUUACCACAUGCAUCCUGAAAUUUGAGGUCACGGAUGAUGACCUCGACCCCAACGGUGCGCCCUUCACCUUUGACCUCCUUGGUCACAAGGAUGGGAAAUUCAAGGUCGAUGCGGAGGGAAAUCUGUGUAUUGCUGGCGAGUUGAACCGCAAGAUCACCGCCAUAUAUCACCUUAAGGUGCGGGUAUUUGACCGCGGCACCCCUGCCAUGUUUUCUGAUGUAAAUGUUGAUGUGGAGGUGAUUGAAGAAAGCACCCAAGCCCCUGUGGUGUCAAAUCUGGAUGUGUCCAUUAGCUCAUAUCUGGAUGAAUUCCCAGGAGGUGUGAUUGGUACACUGAAAGCUGUGGAUGGGGACAAGUUUGAUACUCUCUCCUAUACGGUUUCUUCCGUGCAUCGUAACAUGUUUGAUAUCGACAAGAAAGAUGGGCGCGUGAUUGCAUUUGCUGGUUUGGAUUCAGGGAGGUACAGCGUCAAUGUUAGUGUCACAGAUGGAAAGUAUACCUCGAUUGGUAUUGUAAACGUAGAUGUUACCACAAUCACCAAGCAAAUGAUAGAGAAUGCUGUGACCAUACAGUUUGAAAAUAUGGAACCUCGAGAGUUUGUGAAAAUCCAUAAGGCCGACUUUAUUCGAUUGGUGAAGGAUGACCUGAAUGUAAGAACAAGUGACGUCUUCAUAAUCAGUAUUCAAAACUCCCAGAGCUCCAUCAACAAGUCAGCAAGAAAACGCCGUAACACUGGCGAAAAGAACCUAGAUGUGUUGUUUGCUGUUUACAAGGGAAGUGAGUAUCUACCGAGAGACAGACUGAAACGGAAGGUCAUGAAAAUGGAAGACGAAAUCGAGACUGCUUUGGGCGUGAAGGUUGUGAGUAUAUUCUCCGAUAUUUGCACCAAGGAUCUGUGUAAGGACGGGGAAUGUGUGGGACUUGUAGAGUUUGACAAGGACAGUCUGGUGCCUGUGUUCCUGGAUGGCGGGAGCUUCGUAUCUGCCAAGCACAAGUACACAUAUGAAUGUCAGUGCCCCAACGGCAACGUAGGUGACAACUGCCUGCCCAACCCACGUAGCUGCUCAGAGGCGCCAUGUCCCGAGUACAAGGUGUGUGUCCCGGAUAUGGAGCGAGGGUACCAGUGCAUGUGCCCGCCGGGUCAGACUGGGCGACAUUGUGAGAAGGACCUCGAUAACAAGUGUGAUAACAUCAACUGUAACAAAGGAGACUCUCCCAUCACAUUCACGGGUUCUAGCUACGCCAAGUGGACGCUGCACAACAAGAUUGAGGAGCGACUCAGCCUCUCUCUGAGAAUCAAGACGAUCAAAGAGACCUCCUGCCUCAUGUUUGCCAAGGGACGUGUCGACUACAGCAUCCUUGAGCUGAAGAAUGGCAUGGUGCAGUACCGGUUUGACUGCGGCAGCAGUGAGGGGCUCGUUAUUCUGCCAAACCACAUCAGUGAUGGCAAGUGGCACACCAUCAUGGUGGAGCGUUAUGGGAACUCAGCGGAAGUGUUCCUCGAUGGACAGUACUCUGCCAUUACAACCGCCACUGGCAAGAAUGAUGUCUUGAAUCUGGACAAUAGCGACGUUUACUUCGGUGCUGAGGUUGAGACCUACUCCAAUGGUUAUAUUGAUGUACGCAAAGGUUUCCGCGGCUGCAUCGAGGAUAUUCGGAUUCAUAAUGUGCGUCUACCAGUUUCCGGUAGCAACGCAGUCGCGCUUUCUCAGCAGUUUGAACAAGUGGAGUUCUCCUGUAGGGAUUCUGAGUUUGCUCUGCUUGGGGACAGCGUCUGCAGCAGUUUUCCGUGUAUGAACGGUGGCAAGUGUGAGUCAGCGGGUACCUCGUUCAUCUGUCGGUGUGGAGACCGCUUCUCAGGCCAGCGCUGUGAGAUUGACAAGGAACCAUGUCUCAAGAUUCCCUGUCUUAACAAUGGUGUUUGCCAGAAUGUAAAGGGCAUACCCAACGACUUCAUCUGCACGUGUCAGCCUGGUUACCAGGGGCGACGGUGUGAGUACGGCAAGUACUGUCGCUCCCUGCCCUGUCUGCAAGGGGGCACCUGCAUCGAGGGACCUACUUCCUACACCUGCCGCUGCCUGCCUGGAUAUAGUGGACCACGCUGUGAGACCUUACAGGAUGUGUGUUUGUCAAACCCGUGUGAGAAUGAUGGUGUAUGCCUGCAGGAGGGAACCACGUACACGUGUAACUGCACGCUCGCAUACCAAGGUGACAAGUGCCAGGAUGUAGUCCUGCCCGUGGUCACAUCCAACGCUGCGGGAAUCAUGUCUGAUGAGAUCUACAUUAUAGUUGGUGUCAUCUGUGGGCUGAUUUUCAUAGUGGUCAUAUUAGUGAUCGUACGUGUAAUGUGGCAGCGAAGGAAGCAACGACACCGCCAAAACAUCACGGGAGGGGUAGCGCAUGACACUCAGGAUGUCUACUUGAGUCUUUUGAAGGAAGACAAGCACAAAUACAAAGCGGAGAACAUCGUUGAAAAUGUGAACAAUCUUCGUAAAACUCCACCAUCCCCGACGCCACCACCUGUCCCGAACAGACCUGCUUCCUAUACACCGAGCGCUCGUGACUCCAUCCACACACUGAACAACUUUGACCAGUUGAGGAACUGUAACUAUGGCAGUGCAACAGACGAUCUUGAGAAUCCUCGUAAUAUUCCGCCCUACAAUGUGGACUUUCAGAUGUUUGGUCCAGUACGUAGCGUGGCAAGCGUUCAGCCCACGUUGCCUGCCUCUCUGUCGUCAAGUGACUCGGACUCACUGCAGAAAGAACCCUGGGAGAGGGCGUGUCAGAACAUACUGCAGAACUAUAUGUCAGUUGCAGAGAAGAAUUCAGACAAGAUGCUGAAGAAGAUGCCAGUGGGGACAGUUCAGCCAAUGAACCAUCUUCAAGGUCACGUGCAUGACAACACUUCGGUCAUCAGUCUGCCAAUAUCAGAGUCCGAGGACGACCAACAAGCCAGUAGAAAGAAACGGAAUAAAGGCUAUCAUUGGGACACGUCUGAUUGGGCCCCGGAGAAGUCUCUCCCCAACAUCAGCGAGCUACCCGCUGGUGAGUGCCUGGAUUCUCCCGGGUCAGGAAGCCCUGCAUAGCAACACAUUCAUCACCAAGGUUUAUGUGACCAGGAACAGCGGCCACUACAUGGCUGACUGGGAAUUCAUGGAGUCAGAAUAUGUCGGUGAUUCAGAAUUCGCAGAGACUGAUACAGAAAAUAUUCCUGAUAUAGAUCUACCAAACUAUGAGGAACUUUUAGCUGAGCAGAGUCGACUAUUGGAGGGGUAUGAGAGUAGGAAUAUUAACGUUCACAUCCACCCGAACUAUUACCUGCCCCUGAACUCGAGUUUCACGAGCACUCACAGCGCAGAGGAAGGUCCGCGCCAGGAAAUCUGGCCUCCUCCGCCUGCCUACGCUAUGAACUGGUCUGGACAACACUGCAAGUGACUCCAGCCACACCACCAGCUCAGAAGAUGACAACGAUUCUGUCUUACACUACGGCUUCCCUGUAAACCAGAACAAUAUCAAUCGCUUGUCGAUGAUCACGACCGACAGCGAGUUUGAUCAUCGUCGGCUGUCAGCUGCUUUCACGACAGACAGUGACUUCAAUGAUGGUGAUUACAACCAUGGUGAGGUUGUGGAUGAUAUGUCUGAAAUCUCUGGUGUAUGUGAGCUAGAAGACAGUGAGGCAAACAUCAGCGAUGAUGAAAACACGCCCCUUCAGACUGACAAGCGGAUUACAGAAGUUUAGACUGAUACUGUUGGACUUCUUUUAUGUGUGACAGGAUUAUCAAUUAUCUUUUCAUAGAUUAAUGGUGAUAGCCACAGUGAAUAUUGAUUCUUGGGAACAAAUUAUUACAAUCCUCACAUUUUUGACAAACUAUUCAUCUGCUUAGCAUAUCAUCGCAGUGUAUUCCUGGUACAAAGCUUGCUUAGUGGUUUGGAAUAAGAAGCCUCACUCUGAUAAAUUGGGCUUAAUGCAUAUGCAUAAAGUGUCAUCCCAGAUAAGCCUGUGCAGUUUUUGCAGGCUAAUUAGGAACAACAUUUUCUGCUUGACUGGAUUUUCUUUUAGAAGAGACCUCCUUUAAACAAAAAAUUUCAUAAAGCUGAAAGUGUUGUUCCUGAUUAUCCUGUGAGGACUCCACAGGCUGAUCUGGGAUAAAGUUUGAUGUACACUGCAUUAAGCCCUGUUUUCCCAGAGCAUGUCUCAAUGUGUAAUAGCUAAACUGUAUUAGGAAAAGUAUGAAUUACAUACACCUUUAUUAUUAGAAAUAUGUCUGAAUACUUUGAUGAAUUAAAUACAAAAUGGAAUUAUUGGUAUGAUCAUUAGAUUAGGGCUUGAAGUAUACUAUAAGUAUUAGGGCUUAGCUUUUUAAAAUGUGAUGUUCAUUAAAGUAUGAGCGUUUUUGUCAUGUGGUGCUUUUUAUAGUGUGUUUGUAUAGCAAUAUUUUAUCAUAGAUUCAUCUUCAAAAUCACUUUCAUUCACUCAUUGAAAAUUAUUUAAAAAAAUACUUUUUGUUAUAUAUGACUUUGUUUUAUCGUGUUUUAAAUGUAUUUUUGUAUUGUUGCAGUUUUUUGUCCCCUACAAGUUUCACCGGAGGGGACUUAUGGUUUGCGCUCUGUCUGUCAGUCUGUCUGUCAGUCAGUCACACUUUUCUGGAUCCUGCGAUAACUUUAAAAGUUUUUAAUAUUUUUUCAUGAAACUUGAAACAUGGAUAGAUGGCAAUAUGGACAUUAUGCACGUCAUUUCAUUUUGUUGCUACGUCAAAAAUUCUGGUUGCUAUGGCAACAAAUACACUAAAAUUACUGCUGAAAAUGGUGAUUUUCUGGAUCCUGCGAUAACUUUAAAAGUUCUUAAUAUUUUUUCAUGAAACUUGAAACAUGGAUAGAUGGCAAUAUGGACAUUAUGCACGUCAUUUCAUUUUGUGCUUACGUCAAAAAUUCUGGUUGCUAUGGCAACAACAAAAAUUCUGACAAUUGUGGAAUUUCUGACAAUGGUGAAGCCGGUAGGGGACUAUAUUGCUUGGCAAUAGUCUUGUUGUUGAUGCUGUGUGUUGUUAUAACCUGGUUACAGUAUUUCAACCCAGGAUCAAAAUGAUCCUGUAGUAAGUUGUGGCUAACACAUUCAUGUUGUGAUCCUCUUUCACAGUCAGAACUUUCCAGAGUCCUGACUACCCAACACUUCAAUCUAUAUCCACCAGUAUGCCAAAUGGAUGAUAAAACAGACAUACUGACCUGAAUCAAUUAGGACGUCAGUCACUCCCAACACGUUUUUCUCUCCCAUAAAUUUAAAAAUCAGACACUGGACCUGCUAUAUAGUAAAAUAUAUGCUGAUAUACUUUGUACCUGCUUCAUGGCUUAAGAUUUAAAGUCAUCAUCUAUAAAUUAUAAAGAUAGUGGACCAAUUUUUAAAUAUCUUUUCACUAGUGGUAAAUACUUUGACUUUUUCAAUAAACAAUAUAUUGUUUACUAUCAACAAAACUGAUUGCUGCUACAUGUAAUAGGUAUUUCUCUGUAUGGUAUUUAUCCCUGGGCCUAAAAAUGAAAUCAUUUUAUUUGACAUUGUAACAUAGUCCUGGUCUUGAAGUUUUGGUAUAUUUUAAAUUAAUUGAUUUAUCUGAAUUUUGUAUAUUGGUAACUUGUAACAUUUUCCUUUUUCACAUGCCAUUAUGUUGCUUUUAAAAUUAAGUUAAUUAGUUAAUGACAAGUGAAAAUGAUGUCAACGUUUAGAUUCUGGCCACAGUCCCAAUGGCUCUGGAUUGAUGAGGAUGUAAACUUGUCUGACAGGAAACAAAAGUCUUUCAAUAAAGCUCAAUGUGAAUGCCUCUUCAUGUAAGAUAGGUGUGAGUGGGAUGAUUAAUAUUGGCAGUGAAGUUUAACCUCUAGAUUAAAGUUGCUGUUCUUGAUUUUCACAAACGCUCUGACCUCAGAUUACACAUUUGUGAUGUUGUGAAACGAAGUGCUUCCCAUAUAUUUAUGCCUCCCUUGAAGAAGAGGGGGUAUAUUGUUUUGCACAUGUCGGUCGGUCCGUCCACCAGAUGGUUUCCUAAUGAUAACUCAAGAACGCUUAGGCCUAGGAUCAUGAAACUUCAUAGGUACAUUGAUCAUGACUGGCAGAUGACCCCUAUUGAUUUUCAGGUCAAAGGUCAAGGUCACAGUGACUCGAAAUAGUAAAAUGGUUUCCCGAUGAUAACUCAAGAAUGCUUAGGCCUAGGAUCAUGAAACUUCAUAGGUACAUUGAUCAUGACUGGCAGAUGACCGUUAUUGAUUUUCAGGUCACUAGGUCAAAGGUCAAGGUCACAGUGACUCGAAAUAGUAAAAUGGUUUCCGGAUGAUAACUCAAGAAUGCUUAUGCCUACGAACAUGAAACUUCAUAGGUGCAUUGAUCAUGACUGGCAGAUGACCCUUAUUGAUUUUCAGGUCACUAGGUCAAAGGUCAAGGUCACAGUGACUCGAAAUAGUAAAAUGGUUUCCGGAUGAUAACUCAAGAAUGCUUAUGCCUAGAGGAUCAUGAAACUUCAUAGGUACAUUGAUCAUGACUGGCAAAUGACCCCUAUUGAUUUUCAGGUCACUAGGUCAAAGGUCAAGGUCACAGUGACUUGAAACAGUAAAAUGGUUUCCGGAUGAUAAAUCAAGAAUGCUUACGCCUAGGAUCAUGAAACUUCAUAGGAACAUUGAUCAUGACUGGCAGAUGACCCCUAUUGAUUUUAAGGUCACUAGGUCAAAGGUCAAGGUCACAAUGACUUGAAACAGUCAAAUGGUUUCAGGAUGAUAACUCAAGAAUGCUUUCUCCUAGGAUCAUGAAACUUCAUAGGUACAUUGAUAAUGACUGGCAGCCCUUGUUUCUUAUUGAUGUUGACAUUAUGUGUAUGGCUGUACAGACAUAUCCAUUAGCAUUUUCCAGAUGUAUGUUUCAACUAGUUUGAAAUAUGUUUAGCGCGUUUUUAUGAUUGCAGUAUACCAAUAUUACCAAUAGGUAAUUCAUGGAAGGAAUCAUUAUGAUGAAAUAUUACUCUAAUAAUUCUGUUGAUUUCCCAUUCUGUUGUGUUUUUUUUUCAAAAUUUCAAUUUAAAAUUCAAUGAAAAGUUUCUUUCCUGGAAGUUUGCUUUCAAUGUAAUCAUUUGUACGAUUAUGUUUACAUAUAUCUAUCAUAUGUAUCAGAUCAGAUCCUAUGUAUUCAGAUCUAAAACAAAGACUUUCAAUUGGUUGCAAUAGUCCAAGCCUAUUGUGCAAGAAACUUUCCUUCUCCUUGUGACCAUGAAUGUAUUAAAAAAUUAUUGUAUGUCAUAAAAUGUAAAUAAAAUACAUUAUAAACAAUUGUAAAACAAUUACUCUGGAAUUUGUGUUUAGGACUAAAGAGUUUUUAAUGUUGAUGUUUUAUUCUUUCUGUUAAUGUAUUUUUGUGCAUUUUAGCACCAUUGAUUUAAAACUUAUUACGUAUUGCAUGAUGCUAAGAAGAAGAUAAACAUGUGUAAAUUAUAAGAAUUAUUUUGUGAUGUGUUCUUGCAAAAUAUUUUAAUUCACCAUAAGUUUAAAAUUAUUAUUGUAAAUUGGGCGGUUUUAUUCUGUAAUAGCUUUCUAGAUCUGACAUAUACAAAUUAAGGUUUAGUUAGAAUUUUGCAUUUGUUGUUUAAAUUAUAGUUUGUACAUGUUCUUAUAUGUUGUUUUGUUAAUUAUUCAUCAAUGGUGUUUUCCAUAUUGCAGCUGUAUGCAGCUUUCAUUUCUAUCAAUGUUAUCAAAAUUAUGAUGUAAUAAUAGUUCAUUUUAUAAAUGAAUUAAUUUAUUAAUUUGUAUUAUUUGUGCUUUAAUAUUUAAGCAAAUGUAAGGAGUGUUUUCACUUCGUUUUAGAAGUGCAUAUAUUUAAACCAUGUGUUAAUGUUUAGUUUGAAAUAAAAUUGGUAUGAAUCAUAACAAAUAUUUUUGCUGGAAGGUAUGUCCCCUUUGUACAGCUGCAAUUGGGAAAACAUGAUUAUGUUGUUGAGAAUAUAUGUUAAAAGUAUAAAACUAUUAAAAUGUUUUGAUGCAAAACAAAAUAAUAAAAAACGGAUAAUUCUG